AUGGCUGAUGCAAGAGGGCUCGUGCUUUGGGCCAAAUCUGCCAUCUUCAACUUUCAGAGUCUACUAACUGUAAUCUUGCUGCUCAUAUGUACCUGUGCCUAUAUCAGGUCCUUGGCUCCCAGCUUACUGGACAAAAAUAAAACUGGACUAUUGGGAAUAUUCUGGAAAUGCGCCAGGAUUGGUGAACGGAAGAGCCCCUACGUGGCUGUGUGCUGUGUCGUGAUGGCCUUCAGCAUUCUGUUUGUACAGUAG
Messenger RNA from Nipponia nippon (crested ibis), 252 nucleotides. The record is from RefSeq and is a predicted model, not a curated record. Lineage: Eukaryota; Metazoa; Chordata; Aves; Pelecaniformes; Threskiornithidae.